AUGACUGUUAAAGCUACACACAAAAUUGUUCACGAAGCUAAUGGUGUAGACUUUAGAGAAACACCAGCACAAUUCUUUUCUAGACAGCCAAACAAGGGCCCAAUCACAGACUUACAACACUACAAGGAGUUGUAUCAGAAAUCAAUAUCUGAUCCUGAAGGCUUUUUUGGUCCAUUGGCUAAAGAACUCUUGUCUUGGGACAGGGAUUUCCACAAAAUCAAGUCCGGUAGUUUGAAGAAUGGUGAUGCUGCUUGGUUUUUGGGUGGUGAAUUGAAUGCCUCGUACAAUUGUGUUGAUAGACACGCAUUUGCCAACCCUGACAAGCCGGCGUUGAUUUACGAAGCUGACGAUGAAAAAGACUCAUAUACUGUUACUUAUGGUGAGUUAUUAAGAGAAGUUUCAAAAGUAGCCGGUGUUUUGCAAAGUUGGGGUGUUGGUAAAGGCGACACUGUUGCUAUUUACUUGCCGAUGAAUGCACAAGCCAUCAUCGCCAUGUUGGCUGUUACUAGAUUAGGUGCUGCCCAUUCAGUAAUCUUUGCUGGUUUUUCGUCUGGCUCAAUUAAAGACAGAGUUAACGAUGCCAGUUGUAAAGCUUUAAUUACAUGUGAUGAAGGUAAAAGAGGUGGAAAAAUCGUCAAUAUUAAGAAAUUAUGUGAUGAUGCCUUGAUCCAAUGUCCAAGUGUCGAAAAAGUCUUGGUAUACAAGAGAACCGGUAACGACGAGAUCAAAUUGAAAGAAGGAAGGGACUUCUACUGGGAUGAAGAAACUGCCAAGUUCCCAGGAUAUCUUCCACCUGUUCCUGUUAACUCGGAAGACCCAUUGUUUUUAUUGUAUACUUCAGGAUCCACAGGAACGCCAAAGGGUGUUGUUCACACUACUGCAGGCUACCUAUUAGGAGCUGCAAUGACUACAAAGUACGUGUUUGAUGUCCAAAAGGAGGAUGUACUCUUCACAGCUGGUGAUGUGGGUUGGAUUACUGGCCACACUUAUGCCCUUUACGGACCAUUGUUAUUGGGUGUCCCAUCUGUUAUUUUUGAAGGUACUCCAGCAUACCCAAAUUAUGGAAGGUUCUGGCAAAUUGUUGAAAAACACAAGGCUACCCAUUUCUAUGUUGCUCCUACAGCUUUGAGAUUAUUGCGUAAGGCGGGUGAACAAGAAAUUCACAAAUACGAUUUGUCCUCAUUGAGAACAUUGGGUUCAGUUGGGGAGCCAAUUUCGCCUGACAUUUGGGAAUGGUACAAUGAGCAUGUAGGAAAGAACGAGUGCCACGUUUCCGACACGUAUUGGCAGACGGAGUCGGGUUCACAUUUGAUUGCGCCUUUGGCUGGUGUUACUCCAAACAAGCCGGGUUCUGCAUCCUACCCAUUCUUUGGUAUUAAUGCUACGUUGAUUGACCCUGUAAGUGGUGUUGAACUUGAAGGAAACGAUGUCGAGGGUGUAUUGGUUGUCAAGGACCACUGGCCAUCAAUGGCAAGAACCGUUUACAGAAACCAUACAAAAUACAUGGAUACUUAUAUGAACCCAUACCCUGGCUAUUACUUCACUGGUGAUGGUGCAGCAAGAGACCAUGAUGGUUUCUACUGGAUCAGAGGAAGAGUUGAUGACGUUGUCAAUGUCAGUGGGCACAGAUUGUCCACCGCUGAAAUUGAAGCGGCAUUAAUUGAAGACUCUAGAGUUGGUGAAGCAGCCGUUGUCGGUAUCAAUGACGACUUAACUGGUCAAGCUGUCAUAGCAUUUGUCGCCUUGAAGGAAGCAACCGAUGACGAAGCUGGUUUAAGAAAAGAAUUGAUUUUACAGGUUAGAAAAGUGAUUGGACCAUUUGCUGCACCAAAAGCCGUGAUCAUUGUAAACGAUUUGCCAAAGACAAGAUCAGGUAAGAUCAUGAGAAGAAUUUUGAGAAAGAUCAGUUCUAAUGAAGCUGACCAAUUGGGUGACAUUACCACUUUGUCCAAUCCACAAUCGGUUGAAGGAAUUAUCAAUUCGUUUGCUUCACAAUUUGGUAAAAAGUAG
This is a messenger RNA of Lodderomyces margitis, 2010 nucleotides long. It is a transcript of the gene ACS2, whose product is annotated as acetate--CoA ligase. Gene Ontology annotation, cellular component: cytosol. Bases 1 to 2010 code for a protein of 669 amino acids. Gene Ontology annotation, molecular function: acetyl-CoA synthetase activity; AMP binding. Lineage: Eukaryota; Fungi; Ascomycota; Pichiomycetes; Serinales; Debaryomycetaceae. The record is from RefSeq and is a predicted model, not a curated record. The transcript has a single exon.